Messenger RNA from Chara braunii, 946 nucleotides. Lineage: Eukaryota; Viridiplantae; Streptophyta; Charophyceae; Charales; Characeae. The record is from the annotation of a GenBank genome assembly.
GGUCCCGUCUUGGCUUUCGCUCGCCCGCCACGACCUCCCUCGGUCGGUGCGGGGCGGCAGCAUACAUCCAUGGCCGCUUUUGUCGUGGAUAAGCUUCAGAAAGAGUUUGACCAGGCGAUCGCCUCAUUCUUCUUCGAGAACGCUAUUGCAUUCAACGCCACAAGAUCAGACUCCUAUAAGAACAUGAAGAGGAUCAUGAACGAGGCGUCCAAAUCGAGGGAAGUGUUGAAACUGUCAGGGUACAACUUCUUGAGGAUGAAGGCACUGCCCACGAAGUACAAAACUGUGGAUAAUGAUUUGGACAAGAUCCGUGAGCCGUGGGAUGUCACAUGCCUCACUUUGAUGACGGAUGGUACGACAACGACCAGCAAUAGGCCGGUCAUAAAUUUCAUUGCGGCUGGGGAUUCGGGGGCUGUCAUGGUAAAGACUGUUGACGUGGAGGGGAAGGACAAGGCAACUCCGUCCUUGGCAAGGAUGGAGUACGACCCAGAGGAAGUGAAGAGGAGCGAUGGGUUCUCCACUCCGGAUCCAGGGUUGCGAUUAGGGGAGAGAUUCGCCUUCCUGUUGUCGCACGUGGCCCCUAUUGCCCCUCGUGGAUCUGCACAAGACUUUUGUAAGCACCUGGCUUCGAUAUCCCCAAUGCGGAUUGAUGACGAGUCUAACACCCCUAAUUGGGCCAGAUUCAUCGGACCCACCCCGCCCACUCUUCGGUUGAACGAGGACAUUCCGCUUAUCGUUGGGGAGGGCACACACGCCCAAGUUUACAGGCGGAGGACCACGCUAGUCCAGGAUGGUGGAACGACCCCACCACAUGAUAUGCGUGCACAGCGUGCAAAGGAGUCACCGCCCGACAUUGACGAGAGCAAGGUGCACUGAAUUAAGAGUUCGGUAGGCAGAAAGAAGAGAGGGAAGAACAAGGGAACGAGGCAGCGACACCCAAUACGAG